Fonsecaea erecta is the source of this 1005-nucleotide messenger RNA. RefSeq lists its product as hypothetical. NCBI's taxonomy places the organism in Eukaryota, Fungi, Ascomycota, Eurotiomycetes, Chaetothyriales, Herpotrichiellaceae. The transcript has a single exon. The record is from RefSeq and is a predicted model, not a curated record. Bases 1 to 1005 code for a protein of 334 amino acids.
AUGUCGCGACGACCCGCUUCCGACAGCUUCACUCGCUUCACCUCAACCACUCCACAUGCCACGACCUUCACCUACCAACCUGCUUCCCGGCCGGCAGGUAGGAGCGUACCCUCAUCCUCAUCAACACCCUCACAAUCCCCUUCUCCCCACCAAGCGCCGCCACCCUCGAAAGAAACGGCCAUGGAAAGGGUCGCCCGCCUCCGGGCCGCGCACGAGGCCGCCAAAAGCUCCGCCGUGACCUCGCCCAUCGACCGACUUAUUUCCAGCGGCCGGGUCAUUGCCGACCGCGCCCACCGCCUGACCGCGUACGGCCUGAUCCUCUUCUCCGGACUGGCGGUCUGCGUCAGCGCGUACGGCACAAUCUCGCUCAUCGCCCAUUCGAGGAGACAAAAGCGCGCGUGGGUCGAACGAGAAUUAACACGCUUGGAUGACGCCCGGCGAGCGUUCCUGAAAGGCGAGGCGACUGCGGAGCAGCUGCACCUCCUGGAGCAGGAACGCGCCGGGCAGGAGAUGGAGGCCGCGAGGGUGCAAGAGGCGCAGAGGAAGAAGGAGGAAGGCUACUGGACCAAGUUGAAGGGGUUCGUGGGUGGUCAGAUGGCAAAGGGGACGAUGGGAGAGGAGACGGCUGAGGAGAAGAGUCGGAGGGAAGCUAGAGCGGCGUGGGAACAGAGGGGCCUUAACCCCGGUGAGGACAGCUCGACCGCCGACGGAGUACAACCUGUUCCUGCGGUGCAAGGCGUUCGGGUCGCGCCGAGCGGUGUGAAAGGCGUGGGCAUUGAUUCCAAAGGACGUCCUGUCCCUGCCAACAAGGUCGAAUACAUCGCCAGGAAAGCAGAAGACGAACCGAGAAGGGUCGAAGGGGAUGUGGCUGCAAGCCCCGCCGCUGUGGGAGGGCCACUGGAUGUCAUGGCGAGUAACGUGGUGGGUGCUGUGGCAGGACCUUCGACAGAAGGAGGGAGGAGUUGGUUAAGUUGGAUCAGGGGGAGCAGCAGCAGCAAAUCAUAG